GUAUGGAUUUCACAAGGUGAAUAAAUCACCAAGAGGACAUCGAACUUUAGCAGAGAACCAGAUUUGGGAAUUCUCGCAUCCAAAGUUUAUAAAGGACCGCCCUGACUACCUCGAUGAAAUCAAACGAAAAUCGCUAGAAACAGAAACAACACGUAGAGAUCAUGGCGAUAUCAAUUCACAUAUGGCUAUGAUGCAGGUCUCCCAAUCAGAAAUGGCACAACAACUCGCUCGUUUACAAGAUAAUUUCUCUCAGGUCGUGCGGGAAUUGGCAGACACUAAAAGUAAACAACACAAACAGCAACAAGUCCUGAAAAACAUGAUGGAUUUCUUAUCUUCCCGUCAUGGCGCACAAUGUAAGCCUCCUUUCUAUCUGUGUCUCUCUAUCUAACUUUUUUUUUUCCUUAGUACAAGUGCCACCCGAAUUAAACAUGAAUGGGUUUGUCGAUAUCGAUGUCGAAAGACCGCCUUCUAUAUUUAUUACUUCGCAUGAUACAACCAUACCUCAAUACUACACUAAUAAUAAUAACAUGCAAAGACCCCAGCAACAACAACAUAAUAAUAACAAUAAUAAUAUUAAUAAUAAUAAUACGAACCAAAAUAAUUACACAUCUAAUCAUACCACAUCACGUAAUAAUAUUCCUCCCGCCCUCACGGUUCAAACCCAUAAUUUACCCCAUCCCAGUUUAUCACCUGGUUUAAAUCCAAUGAUGGAUGGUCAUAGUGGCGGUGGUGGCAGCAGCAGCAACCACGGUGGAUCGCCUGCGCUUAGUGCAUAUCACACAGCAUUAAACACGCCCGUCUCUCCUAGUCCCAGUCCAUUUAUCCCUGAUGACGAGAUUCCUAGCCUCUACAGUCCUCAUAGUCCAAUGACACCUAGUACAUUUACCUUGAACGAUACUUUUCAUCAGCAACAACAACAGCAACAACAACAACAACAACAAUUCUUUCAGCAGCAGCAGCAACAACAACAGCAGCAUCACCAUCAGGAGAACAAUGUAGUAAUGAUGGACCAUCAU
Mucor mucedo is the source of this 1016-nucleotide messenger RNA. RefSeq lists its product as uncharacterized. Bases 433 to 699 code for a protein of 88 amino acids. The transcript has a single exon. NCBI's taxonomy places the organism in Eukaryota, Fungi, Mucoromycota, Mucoromycetes, Mucorales, Mucoraceae. The record is from RefSeq and is a predicted model, not a curated record.